This is a messenger RNA of Phycomyces blakesleeanus NRRL 1555(-), 405 nucleotides long. RefSeq lists its product as hypothetical. The transcript has 4 exons. Lineage: Eukaryota; Fungi; Mucoromycota; Mucoromycetes; Mucorales; Phycomycetaceae. The record is from RefSeq and is a predicted model, not a curated record. Bases 1 to 405 code for a protein of 134 amino acids.
AUGUCUUUCUCUUUCCUUCACCAACUUAUAUUCCCAGAGUUUGACAGCACAAACUGUCUGUUGGAUACGCAAAGCAUAGAGGUAAAAAUAUUCAAAAGAUGGUGGAUAAUCUAUGCAAUAGACGUAGAGUGGAUAUAUUUUAUGCGUCGUAUUCAUCUGAAGCAAGUAGCGAUAUCGACUCGAGAUGUUAAAGACGAUGUUAAAACAUUAGCUAAACUAAAAAAAAAAACGUUCAUGGCCACACCCAAGUUAAAAGCAUUUGGUGUGGACAGACUAAAAGUUCAAAAAAAAGGGCAAGAAAAGGAAAAGUUCAAAGUUGUGCUUAUAAUCCCGUCUCUGUCAUUAAGUGAGAACGUCUUAUUGCGAGUUUUUCUAUACCUCUCAUUAUAUGGCACGUCUCUAUAA